CCCUCUCUCCCUCCCUCUCUCAAAUUGAAAUUCACAAUAACAACACGAUCUACACAAAUUCCUGAAACGAUGAUGGCGUCGUUGCAGCGCCUGGUUCUGUCAAAGGCUCAAUCUGCGCUUUCCUUGGCUAGAAGUCGAGGUUUCGCCACCGGUAAUGGCUUCAUUGUUCCUCGACGUCCACUCAUGUACCGCCAAAUUUCUCAAUCCAUUAAAGAUUCAAAAGUUAAAGGUGUUGAGAAACGUUUGAACCACUCCAUCGACGGAUCGAUAUCGCCAAUAGAGAAGCUUCGAAUCUCGGCAGGAAAUCAGAAUGAGAUGUUAUUUCAAAAUGUAAUAGAGGGAUUAAGAGACAAUCGUUUCUCCAUAAUAUCUGCACGAAAAGAUAUGGUCAGAGGCCUCCGGUUGUUAACAGUUCCCCCGCUGACAGGGGCCGCACUCGCAUUAGUAUGGGAUCCCGUGUUCAAAAGGAACGAGCCAACUUCUUAA
Molecule: messenger RNA, 486 nt
Organism: Camelina sativa (false flax)
Lineage: Eukaryota; Viridiplantae; Streptophyta; Magnoliopsida; Brassicales; Brassicaceae
Source: RefSeq, a predicted model, not a curated record